Raphanus sativus (radish) is the source of this 1443-nucleotide messenger RNA. Its product is annotated as ethylene-responsive transcription factor 7-like. The coding region runs from base 109 to 777 and encodes 222 amino acids. Lineage: Eukaryota; Viridiplantae; Streptophyta; Magnoliopsida; Brassicales; Brassicaceae. Gene Ontology annotation, molecular function: DNA binding; DNA-binding transcription factor activity. The record is from RefSeq and is a predicted model, not a curated record. Gene Ontology annotation, biological process: regulation of DNA-templated transcription. The transcript has 2 exons.
UUGUUCCACCAUCUCUUUCCUCAUUACAACAUUCUUUCUUCUACUUCAUCUUCAGACACAGAUCUAUCUUCCUUCAAAUCACAUUACUUCUGGUUUCCUUCUUUAACCAUGAGGAAAGGGAGAGGCUCUUCCGUAGUUCCACCCGCCCUUCACGGCGGAUCCGCCGUGAAGGAGCCGAGGUAUAGAGGCGUCAGGAAGAGACCUUGGGGCCGUUUCGCCGCCGAGAUCCGCGACCCCUUGAAGAAAUCUCGCGUCUGGCUCGGCACUUUCGACUCCGCCGUCGAAGCCGCACGCGCCUACGACGCAGCCGCUCGCAACCUCCGCGGCUCCAAGGCCAAAACCAACUUCCCCCUCGACUGUUCCCCUUCCUCUCCUCUCCGACCGCUCAAUUACCAGAACCAGAUGGAUCCGUUUAUGGACCACCGGUUAUACGGCGGAGGCGGCGGAGGAGGAGGAGGUGGUAGCUUCCAGGAGCAGCAGGUUAUCAGUCGUCCGGCGAGCAGCAGCUUGAGCAGCACGGUGAAAUCGUGCAGCGGACCGAGACCGGCGGCGAAGACGACGAAGAGGUAUCCGAGGACUCCGCCGGUGGCGCCGGAGGAUUGUCACAGCGACUGCGAUUCGUCGUCGUCGGUGAUCGAUGACGGAGACGAUAUAGCGUCGUCGUCUUCGCGGCUGCGGAAAGCGCCGUUUCUGUUUGAUCUUAAUUUGCCGCCGUUGGAUGGUGUUGUUGACUUGUUCGCUGACGAUGAUCUCCACUGCACCGAUCUACGUCUUUGAUUUUGCUUUUGCUUUUUAUUACCACGAUGCAAAGGAAGAUGAUGAUGACGAGGAUAUAAAGAGAGAGAUAGAGAGAGGUUGUGUUGAGAUCUGUUUACUGGUUUCUAUUCUACAAGUAAACCUUGUGACAGGUAAGCUAUUGGGGACAUAAGCAGAAGAUCUGAUUGGGUUCACUUGUGGUAAUAAGAAUUGGUGAAGCUCAUUUACUACACUGGUUGGGUGAUUUGGAGAAAGAAGUUGGAGUAUACUACUCAUUGUUCUGAAGUGUUUCGUUCAUCUUCUUAAGAUGCAGGAGGAAGACAAGAAAGGCUUUCACUUUCGUGUACACAAUCGGAAGUGUGGAGACGGGUUUGGUCUAUUGGCGGUGAGUGAUUUGGGUGAUGGAUCUACUAAGCUCAAUUGGCAAAGGCCAAAUCUUUAGGUUUAAGUUUGGUGGCUGACAUGAUGUCGAUCUCUAAACGCUGUUGCUUGGUAUAAUUGGUUGUAUGUGUUUGACCAUUUGAUUAAAGUUUGCUGGUCGAAUUGUCCAAAAUUUGGUAUCUACUUUGCUUCUCUGCCACGGAUUCAGACACAGUGAGUCUCUUUGGGUUUGAAGAAAGAACGAGCUUUUUUGUUUUUAAACCGUUGUCGGGUAGGCUUUAUUUAUGGAAAAAUCUUUGGAAGAUA